GGCCCGCGGGCUGCGGACGGCGGCCUAGGUGGCCGGCAGAGUACUUAGAAUUUCACAUAUUUUUCCUGAACUUGUAAAAAUGGCGCUUGGGAUGAUGGAUUAACAAGAACAUUGAAAUUCUGUGAAAAGUUUUAAAUUGGAGCAUAUUGAAUUUUCACCCUAGUCCAGCAGCUCUGCUGCUCACUUAAAUACAGAUGAAUGAAGACCCCAUUCGGGAAGACACCUGGCCAGCGGUCCAGAGCUGAUGCAGGCCAUGCUGGUGUAUCUGCAAGCAUGAUGAAGAAGCGGACAUCCCACAAAAAACAUCGGAGCAGUGUGGGGCCAAGCAAACCUGUUUCCCAGCCCCGGCGGAACAUCGUAGGCUGCAGGAUUCAGCAUGGGUGGAAAGAGGGGAAUGGCCCUGUCACCCAGUGGAAAGGAACCGUGCUGGACCAGGUGCCUGUAAAUCCUUCUUUGUAUCUUAUAAAAUACGAUGGAUUUGACUGUGUUUAUGGACUAGAACUUAAUAAAGAUGAAAGAGUUUCUGCGCUUGAAGUCCUCCCUGAUAGAGUUGCAACAUCUCGAAUCAGUGAUGCACACCUAGCAGACACAAUGAUUGGCAAAGCAGUGGAGCACAUGUUUGAGACCGAGGAUGGCUCUAAAGACGAGUGGAGGGGAAUGGUCUUAGCACGCGCUCCCAUAAUGAACACGUGGUUUUACAUCACCUAUGAAAAAGAUCCUGUCUUAUACAUGUACCAGCUCUUAGAUGAUUAUAAAGAAGGCGAUCUUCGCAUUAUGCCUGAUUCUAAUGAUUCACCUCCAGCAGAAAGGGAACCAGGAGAAGUUGUGGACAGCCUGGUAGGCAAACAAGUGGAAUAUGCCAAAGAAGAUGGCUCUAAAAGGACUGGCAUGGUCAUUCAUCAAGUAGAAGCCAAACCAUCUGUCUAUUUCAUCAAGUUUGAUGAUGAUUUCCAUAUUUAUGUCUACGAUUUGGUGAAAACAUCCUAGAUGUCAUCAUGAACUUUGCCAAAUUUGUGGAACUAUUAAAUGUAUAAUUUGUAGACAUAAAGACUUGAUUGCUUUCCAGUUUAAUGAAAGCUUAAAUGUCCCUGCGAACCCACAAUCUCUGCCAGCAGAACUGGUUUUGUUCUGAAUAGUACAGAUUUAUGUGAACACAAAGCAUUUUGUGUAAGGAACUCCUUCCUCUUAAAAGAAGUCUGUCUGUCUGGAAGGGAGUUACAGGCAA
Molecule: messenger RNA, 1225 nt
Organism: Sus scrofa (pig)
Lineage: Eukaryota; Metazoa; Chordata; Mammalia; Artiodactyla; Suidae
Gene: SPIN1
Product: spindlin 1
Biological process (GO): gamete generation
Source: RefSeq, marked provisional